Messenger RNA from Colletotrichum graminicola M1.001, 2181 nucleotides. RefSeq names its product pfs domain-containing protein. The transcript has 3 exons. The record is from RefSeq and is a predicted model, not a curated record. Bases 1 to 2181 code for a protein of 726 amino acids. Lineage: Eukaryota; Fungi; Ascomycota; Sordariomycetes; Glomerellales; Glomerellaceae.
AUGACGGGUCUUACAUCCGCAUUAGCUGGAGGCGCUGAAACAAAUGUGGAAAAAUCACUGUACGAUGGCACCAUCGUAUCAUAUCAUCUUAAUGGUGCAGACCGUAUCAUUAGUUGCACUGGUAUGGUCGACUCGAUCGUCGACGUCGCAGAAGUGCUGGCAUGGCUUGGAUCCGCUCUACGUGAGGCCGGGUCAACGGGCAAGAUAGCCUACAUCACGCCGCAUAUAUCCUGCGCCUCCAAAACCGGAAAGCCAUUCACAAAUCCUGAUCCAUCUGAGAAGACCCGGUUCGUAUUGCGAUUUGAGGAGCAAGACACGGAAUACCGGGAAACGGAAGUUGCCAACGGCCUUUGUUGGUUUGGCCUUUUCGGAAAUCCUGUCAUAGCGAAGGGUUUUCCUGUCCUGCGACGCGGUCACGACUUUGACGGCUUGGAAAUCCCGCUACCCGUCAUGGCAUAUCUGGCUGAUGCUAACAAGCUGACCCUGUUCAACAACCAGGUUCUCCUCAAGGGGUUUAACGUGGCUCUGGUCCCUUCCUCUCGUUCGGGGGACAUUAUUGCUUGGCACUUUGUCAUAAACAGAACCGGAGAGCGGUUGCCUUACUACGAUGAUCGCAUUUCGAAACUCAAGACGCAAGAUGAAUCAAUUUCGAUGUGGAAUGUACACGGUUCACGGCACGUUCUUGGCUGGACAUCCGAGGCAUCAUGCAAUAUCGGCUCUCCUGACGCCAACUACCAUAAUCUAUGGACCGACCCGGACUUCGUGCGUCCUGGCUUUGUGUUGGAGAAAUUCAUUGUACAAGGGGGCCCAGAUUUCCUCACCUUUGGUGUCGAGAUAGCAGUGGGGAAGAAAGACCCAUCACCUGCCAUCAGGCGUGGAAAGGAUAGUUACCUCGAAAGUCUCGAGCUACUCGAAAACGAGUACAUUGUUCUCUAUGACACCGGUACCCGUCAAGCCUGGCUUUCAAAUGGGGUUAAUGCUUUAUUGCACCUCGUCAGGGCAUCACUCAAAGAGAACCUCGUAGGCUCGUCCAGCAGACACUAUGUCUUCACCGAUUCGAAGCUCCGCGAGAGCGCGGAUCCCUGCAGCUCGAGGGCGGCACUGGACGUGCUCGAGGAUGAAGACAAUCUGCAAAUGCCGAUAUUACGGCCAGUGUUUCGGGGAACUAGCCUGGCAAGCGGCCGGUCUGAAAGCCCAAGCUUGUUCAUCGACCGGGUGAACCAAAUCCGCCUCUGUCUGGAACAGCUGCUGGAUUUCCAGGCGCAGGUCAACACCCCGGGAAUGCCGUUACACCUCGCACCCAGGAGCCAGCUUGAGGGGUAUGUCUUUAUGGAUAUUGCCACUAGACAACGCCCUAAACCACGGUUUGUGAAUCUGAGACAGUCCAAGUUCAGCGGUAACUCGUGGGUGGACUUCACAAGGACCAUUGGGGCCAUUACGCUCUUCGGGCACGGGUUCGGCAAUCUCAUCACCCCAGCACCAGGACUGGCGGGGUUGUGCGAUAACUGGCGCCUCCUGCCAGAGGGCAAAAACUUCCUCGCCGUCAGCACUUACGAUCUGAUGAACAUCUUGAGAAAGAGAGGACCACAGGACGCACGUCACUUCAAGCUGUGUACAGGUCUCUUCUGGCACAGGCCGGCGGAGCUAUUUGAGGAUUGCGUCUGCAAAAGCAGGCUCAACUGGGGCCUCCAGCGACCCUGCGACAAAGUCCAAGUCAUCUUACCCGCGACCUCUUUGAGGAAGCUCGGUGGAACAACUCCACCCGGUCCACUUGAUCCUCGCGGUGCCGUCAUCUUUGGCCACAGCUCGCGGUUUCCAUGGAGGCUACCGGACAAAGGCGACAUCGAGAAAGACAACGAGCCGGAACAAGUUACGGACGACUCGCAAGGAAGUGUUUCUGUAACUAGAGUCUCGUCUCCUUCCAUCUUCUCUUCACCCCCUAGUCAGGAUGCUUCGACCGUACCAACACACGAUACCUCUCAAACCGGAAUCACAACGCCACUAAAUAUGGAAAAGGCAGACAGUUAUCAAGAUCCGCAAACAAUGCGGGAUGAUCCCAUGGCUGUGGACGGAAGCGAGGUUCUUGCCAAGGAAUCUAACAGAUCUGUUAAACGAAGAUGGCGGACCUUCAUGGAAUGGACCGGUUCUUCGGGACAAGCCUCAGGCAGUGGCAAUAAUUAA